UUUUCAUAUCAGUGAGCGACAGCAAACUGGUGGAACAGCCAUGGAGAAUCAAGGACAAACAGGGAUAUCGGUCAUUUUUGUUGUUGUUUUAUUAUAAUACAGAGGCAGACGAUUUUUUAAAAGAUGCGGUAGCAUUUCAACACUGUCUUCCAUCAUCUUUUCAAAUAUGUAUAUCUUCAGAAGAGUACAUCACAGGCAUAGUUUCUUCAGAAGAAGAGCUGAAACACCUUCUGGAAAGCCACAAACGGGCAACUGGCACAUCUUACACUGUUUGGUUUUCAACUUCUGUUUGUCCCUGCUGAUGAAGAGGAGCAAUGAUCAGCAAGAAGGACUUAAGGUCUACUGUUUAAGCACAUUUUUCUUCCCAAAGCUUCAGAGUGGUGACGGACAUUUUGCAGGCCACGCAGCAGUGAAGAAAUGGACAAAAACAGUGGAUUUCUUCCUCUAUGAUCUGGUUCUUGUUCCUUUGCACCUUGGCUUGCACUGGGCUUUGGCUACAAUCCAGUGCUAUGCCUCCAUGGGUCAGAGACAUGGUGAUAUCUGCCACAUAUUGUUGAAAUACCUCAUGGAGGAGUACAAAAUCAAAAAAAGCUGCAUCAUGGAGGCUUCCAGAUGGACCACUGGCCAAAUGAGAACCAAUUGCGCUCUAAGUCCUCAUGGUGACAUAGUGAUUCGCCUCAAUCCGGGUGGCGGAGGAUGAAUCCCAGUUGCAUCCGCGUCUGAGACCGUCAACCUGCGAAUCUUAUCACGUGGCUUGUUGAGCGCAUUGCCACGGAGACAGCGCCUGUGGAGGCUUCACGCCAUCCACCGCGGCAUCCGCACUCAACUCGCCACGCGCCCCACCGAGAACGAACCACAUUAUAGUGACCACGAGGAGGUUACCCCAUGUGACUCUACCCUCCCUAGCAACCAGGCCAAUUUGGUUGCUUAGGAGACCUGGCUGGAGUCACUCAGCAUGCCCUGGGAUUCGUACUAGCGAACUCCAGGAGUGGUAGCCAGCGUCUUUUACCACUGAGCUACCCAGGCCCCCUCUGACUGUGGUGUUUUUGCCUGUAAAUACGUAGACUUCAUUUCUCAAGGAAAGCCACUUAUUUUCAGACCAAGCUACAAUAUUUUUAUUUCUCGCAAACCUGAUUUUUAACACAUACUUAUUUUUGCUGUUGAGAUGGAGAUUGAGAUUAGAGUAUCCAUCCAUCUAUCUGUCGUUCUAUCUAUCUGUCUGUUUGUCUACAUUGGUCUAUCAGUUGGUCUGUUUGUCUGUCUAUUUUUCACACUUUAUCAGUAACCAUAUCUAUCCUGGUAUCUAACUCACUCUAAACUUAAGACUAACACUUAGUAUAGUAACAAGAUGGAAAACCUAGGUAACUGUAUCCAUGUCUCACUGCUAAACCGUCAAAAACGUAUCUUUUUUUUUUUUUUUUUGUCAAAAUGCCAUCAUCAAAGUUUGUCUGUAUGAUUGUUCUCUCUUUCUAUGUAGUGUGACAUUCCAGUCCUACGAAAGGUGAUGGUGUGGGAGAUAGUACAUCAGAAGAUCCUGUAUAGAUGAUGUCCUGAGACAUCCAAAAGCUGAAGUCUAAUUGUUCUGCCUGCUGUCAACAUUUGAUCUUUUUUUUUUUUUUUUUUUGGAAUAAAGUUGAGUAUGAACAUCUAGUUGUCAGUUUGUUUCUUAGAAUAGCAGUGGAAACAAGUUAGUAAGAACGAAUGUUUAACUGCAGAUUUCAGUUGAAAUUCUCUUAGAACAGGUAUAUAUCCCUCGAAACUCCUAUAAAAACAGACAGGUAUUUCAUGCACAUGUAAUUCAGUGGGGACAGGUCUAUCGCUCCAAGAACUCAGAUGGUUUAAAUGGUACUAGUGUGAUAUUUUAGCGUGAUUUUGAAUUAAUCUACUCAACAUCUUUUUCUAUUAGCGGCAGAUCAACCGUUAGUGAUAUAGGUUAUCCUCAUACAUUUUUAGUGCAUAGUGUGAGUUUUUGUCGUGUAAAACGGCCCCUCAAAUCAUGCCAAAAAGCCGAUAUAACAUCACAUAAGAAAAACAUAUGAUCAAGACUUUCACUUUUGUUCUCACAAAAGAUGCAUGAGCUAUUCACAUCAGAGUACUUAGAUAAAAGUUGGUUACAAGGGUAAAUCUUGUGCACGAUUUUAAAAUCACUCCUUUGAUCUUAUAAGUCAUACAAUAUUUAUAAGGUAACAACCAUGCAUGUUCAAUGCAUGUUGUUGAUGAUCAUAAAGUUCCAGUAGAAUUUUCCUCUUGGGGAAAUAUAAUCUCGAGAGUGUAAUACUUGACGAAUAAAUGUAUUAUUACAUGUUUUACUCCGUAAAGAAACGCCUUUCAACAAAAGGGGAGAGAGGCUCAAAAGGCUGUGUCUCGUUUGGAAGGAUGCGUCCUCCAGAGGUCGCAUUUGUCAGCCGCAUACGUCAUUGAGGCUGUCUCGUUUCAGAAAAGCGAGUAGGACACUUCGAAUGCAGCCUUCGAAUGUGACCUUCUUUCACGGGAAUUCGGAGGAUGCAUGAGGUGUAUCCUUCGUGGGAACUCACAACCCACAAUUCUUUACUUCAACGGAAAUGUCUAAAAAAAAAUGACGCCAAUUUGCCCGUAAAUAUGAUGUUCAAACACAAGUAAUGUUAAUUCCCAAGUUGAAGUACCUCAGUAGAUGGGUGCGGAGUAUAUAAUAUGUAUAAUUAUAUUAAUAUAUAAUUAAAAUAAAGUAUUAGACUAAAAGUACACCUGCAAAAUCUAUUUUCUUUUCUCUUUACAUCAUUAUAACUCUCCUAAAAUGUACCUCAUACAUUCCCUUCGAGAGGGACUUUGUUCCCUUCACACUCAAAGCGCUCGCGCUUGUUAAAGAGUGGCGUGCUGUCAUAGCAACCAUGUUACGUUCCGUUUCCGUUUGUCCUACGAACGCCGUCUCGUUUAAAUUAGAUUUGUUUAAAGGAGGACGCUCGGUAUACCGCAGCCUUCUAAGGACGAGUG
Myxocyprinus asiaticus (Chinese sucker) is the source of this 2970-nucleotide messenger RNA. RefSeq names its product sentrin-specific protease 2-like. Bases 167 to 700 code for a protein of 177 amino acids. Gene Ontology annotation, biological process: protein desumoylation. The transcript is spliced from 6 exons. Gene Ontology annotation, molecular function: deSUMOylase activity. Gene Ontology annotation, cellular component: nucleus. NCBI's taxonomy places the organism in Eukaryota, Metazoa, Chordata, Actinopteri, Cypriniformes, Catostomidae. The record is from RefSeq and is a predicted model, not a curated record.